CUCCCAUUCCCCCGGCCCUGCUCCCCAAGCCGAGCAGCUGCUGAAAUGUCAGAUGGAUUUGCACAGCUGACUCAAGUUGCCGAAAAGAGAGCAGCAUGGUGGCUCGGUAAACUGCGCCUGCAGCCAAGCCCGGCUUAAUAUAGACGCUGGGGCCCCGCCGAGUGCUCCUGCUGCCCAUCCAGCGUGGUCCUUGGGGGGAUCGCUCAGAGGGUGUUGACCUGGGACGCUUGUCAACCGGGGAGACUUCUUGAGAGCUUUUUAAGUCCUCCUUGAUUAUUUCUCCUUUUCUAGGAAGAUAGAAGAAAAUACAGAAAAGAAUCAUGUCCGAGCACAGCAGGAAUUCAGAUCCAGAAGAACUCUCUGAUGAGGAGAUUGAUGAAGAUAAAAUCUUGGCCAACUUGUCCCCGGAAGAGCUGUUAGAGCUGCAAUCGGAAAUCGAAGUCAUGGCCCCGGACCCCAGGCUUCCCGUGGGAAUGAUUCAGAAAGAUCAAACCGACAAGCCCCCCACGGGCACCUUCGACCACAAGUCGCUGGUGGAUUACAUGUACUGGCAGAAGGCGUCCCGGCGCCUGCUGGAGGACGAGCGCGUCCCCGUCACCUUCGCGCCCUCCCAGGAAAACACUAAAGAGCAGCAGGAAGAAAUGGACAAAGGUAAUAAAAAAGUGGCCCAGUAUUUAAGGGAAAAUCUCAAUAAUGAAAUCGCUGCAAGUAAAAGAGACUCAAAUGGCAGCAACAAUGUCCAAGAAAGAGAUAAUGAGGAUAACAAUGAUGAUGAGGAUGAGGAUGAUGAAGAGGAGGAGGAGGAGGAAGACGAUGAUGACGAAGAUGAGGAUGAUGAAGAUGAUGAAGGAGAAGAUGAGAGUGAAGGGAGUGAUGAAGAAACAAAAAGAGAAGAGAAAGGCAAAAUAAAGGAGCCAAUCAGAAAUGGUGAGAGCAGCUGCCAACAGAAAACUAACAAAGCCUUUGAAGAACAGAAAGACAGACCACAGGCCCAAGAAAAAAGUGAGAAAAAAAUAUCAAAAUUAGACCCUAAAAAGUUAGCUCUAGACACCAGUUUUUUGAAGGUAAGUGCAAGGCCUUCAGGAAACCAAACCGACCUAGAUAUUAGCUUGAGGCGAGUUAGACAAAACGAUCCUGACAUGAAGGAACUCAACCUGAACAACAUUGAAAACAUCCCCAAAGAAAUGUUACUGGACUUUGUCAACGCGAUGAAGAAAAACAAGCACAUCAAGACCUUCAGCUUAGCCAACGUGGGCGCGGACGAGAACGUGGCCUUCGCCUUGGCCAACAUGCUGCGUGAAAACAGGAGCAUCACCACGCUCAACAUCGAGUCCAACUUCAUCACAGGCAAAGGGAUCGUGGCCAUCAUGAGGUGCCUCCAGUUUAAUGAGACGCUCACCGAGUUGCGGUUUCACAAUCAGAGGCACAUGCUGGGCCACCAGGCCGAGAUGGAAAUAUCCAGGCUUUUGAAGGCAAACAGCACACUCCUGAAGAUGGGCUACCACUUUGAGCUCCCGGGUCCCAGGAUGGUGGUGACCAAUCUGCUCACCAGAAACCAAGACAAGCAAAGGCAGAAAAGGCAAGAAGAGCAAAAGCAGCAACAGCUCAAAGAGCAGAGGCGGUUAAUAGCCGUGUUGGAGAGCGGCUUGGGGCUGCCACCAGGGAUGUGGGAGAUGCUGGGAGGACCGAUGCCCGAUUCCAGUUUGCAGGAGCUCCUCCAGCCUCCUCCUCGUCCUCCCAACCCCCCAGCCGCGCCCUUCGGUCGACGAAAUGAAGUGAUGAAGAAGCCAUCGCAGUCCCCUCCAUGCAGGACGGACGCUGACUCCUUCCGGGGCGUGAAGCUCAAGAGGACCCAGCGCAAAUCCCGGAUGCCAGAAGCCAGAGAAAGCGCUGAGAAAACCAACCUCAAAGAUGUGAUCAAAACACUGAAACCAGUGCCCAAAAAUAGGCCACCGCCGUUGGUGGAAAUCACUCCCAGAGACCAGCUCUUGAACGACAUUCGUCACAGCAACGUCGCCUACCUUAAACCUGUGCAACUGCCAAAAGAACUGGAAUAAGAGGCCACAGCCUAACCUAGAAGAACAGGAAUUGGAAUAAGGACUUGGACUGGAGCUUGAGGCUGUAUCAGCAGCGUGUUCUGGAUCCAGGUGGAAUGGGAACAACGCUAACGUCUGAUGGAAGAAUUUUAUAAAAGGCAAAAUGCUUGGCACAUGGCAGUAUGUGGCUGACAAGGAAGAGGAAGGAGACUAAGUAGUGAUAUUCAGGGGCAACAUUUUCUACUUGCCAUCAGUUUGAGUAACUAUGGUGAAAUUUAGUCAUGCUCCCAGCACAAAAGUUAAAAAAACAAAACAUUUUUUUGUAAACAUUCGCUUUACUGUUGCUUUCUUCUGCUAAGUAACAAUAAAUACUAUAGAAGUGUUACUAGUAUAGUUCCAUUUUUUUUUACCUUCCAUCUCCUGUGCUGUAAUUCACCACACCGUAUCUUAAAGGAACAACUCAUGUUUCAUCUCCGGAAAUGUGGUGGGGGACUUGAGCUCCAGGCCCUUCUGCUGCUUUGAAAUGGAAGAAUCAUUAAUUAGCUCCUCUCUCAGAAUCCAUUGGGGUUUCCAGUUUCCAGCCACGCCUGGCUUUCUCCCUUGGCCAUUCUCCUGGGGCUUUGGGAUACACUUCUGACAGAAGUAUCUGUGAGGAGCAGAAUGUGUAAGCCACAGGACAUGGAGAAAACAGUGUUUCCAGAAAACCCAAUGGAGAAAGUAAACCCUUUAUAUACACAAAACCUUCCCUAUUUCCAAACACAUAGGGACAGUUAUUGUCUCAAUGCAAGGUUUUGUCGAGAGACAGGUGAAAUUGUUCACAUUAUGCUUUUUCUAUUGACCUACUCCCUCACUAAAAAUCUCUACAUUGAAGAUUUCAAUUUGUUUUUAAAAUGUAGUAAUUUCCCCCAAAAUGUUUGCUUCUUGCCUGAUUGAGAGGGGGAUCACUGAGUUAUCACCCUGCCUGUUAGAUAGGUGAUGUGAAGUGGGCAUGGAGGCCCAGGGGCUAUUACUGCCAUUUGGAAAUACUCACAAUCUAACAUUUUAUGACAUGUUAGUGAUGGCAGACUCUGCACAAAGUGGAUAGCCAAGUUACUACUGUGAAGAGACCAAAUACUGAGGAUAGAUUUUCCAAAGAUAAUAAUCACAUGAUGUCUGCAUUUUAUCAUGGAUCUGAGUGCAUCCUCUAAAAAUGGAAUGUAACAAAAACCCAGGGCAUUUUUAGAAAUUGUAUGCUAUCUAGCAACUUUGUGUACUUAUAGAAAAUGUUAUAAAAAUAGAAAAAAUGUAAUAGUUUAGAGCAUUCACAUGCUACUUUUCUAGAAUGUACUAAUUAAAAUGAGUACGUUUUCCAAUUUCAA
Messenger RNA from Myotis myotis, 3394 nucleotides. RefSeq names its product leiomodin 3 (gene LMOD3). The record is from RefSeq and is a predicted model, not a curated record. NCBI's taxonomy places the organism in Eukaryota, Metazoa, Chordata, Mammalia, Chiroptera, Vespertilionidae. Gene Ontology annotation, biological process: pointed-end actin filament capping; muscle contraction; myofibril assembly. Gene Ontology annotation, molecular function: tropomyosin binding. Gene Ontology annotation, cellular component: striated muscle thin filament; myofibril. The coding region runs from base 321 to 2057 and encodes 578 amino acids. The transcript has 3 exons.